Staurois parvus is the source of this 353-nucleotide messenger RNA. NCBI's taxonomy places the organism in Eukaryota, Metazoa, Chordata, Amphibia, Anura, Ranidae. The record is from the annotation of a GenBank genome assembly.
AUGCAGACUGCUUCUACAAACAUUUGUGAAAGAAUAGGUUGCUCGGAGGAGAUCAGUGAAUUCAAGCAUGGUACCGUGAUAGGUUGCCACCUGUGCAAUAAGUCCAUCUGUGAAAUUUCCCUGCUACUAAAUAUUUCCACGGUCAACUGUUAGUGGUAUUAUAACAAAGUGGAAGCAACUGACAUCAGCAAUUCACCUACGAAGUGCAAGGUCAGUGCAUGCUCAAGCGUACAGUGCGCAAAAGUCGCCAACUGUCUGCAGAGUCAUUAGCUAAAGACCUCCAAACUUCACAUGGCCUUCAGAUUAGCACAACAACAGUGCGUAGAGAGCUUCAUGGAAUGGGCUUCUAUGGC